Bactrocera neohumeralis is the source of this 3211-nucleotide messenger RNA. Its product is annotated as UDP-glucosyltransferase 2-like. Gene Ontology annotation, molecular function: UDP-glycosyltransferase activity. The transcript is spliced from 2 exons. The record is from RefSeq and is a predicted model, not a curated record. NCBI's taxonomy places the organism in Eukaryota, Metazoa, Arthropoda, Insecta, Diptera, Tephritidae. Bases 1246 to 2814 code for a protein of 522 amino acids.
UACAUUAGCAAUCUGACUACGUUUUUACUUGGGAUAUUCAUAUUUAAAGUCGUCGUAGUCGGCAUAAAAUUUUCUAUCAACACUUAUUAUCAUAUUAUUGAGUAAUCGCGUCUUGUCGUCCAUAAUAUUUUUAGUCGGUAUUCGUAAAUGAUUUACCGCACCUUUCAAGCGAUCUAAUCUUAUAAUCGGCUGUCCCGACAAGUUUUCCUUUUCAUAUUCUCUGCUACAGACAUAGUCUUGUUAGGCCAGUCGUGGAUUCCAACUUUUUCUACUUCUCUUCCUGAAUCAUCUUUAUGUAUUCUUGUGUCUCCUGUCGAUCUGAAUCGCGUUGAAUAUUUAACUCUUCAUUUUCUAGUUGGUCUUGCAUAUAGUAGGAUGUAAAAUGAGAUAUUUGGCAGUACACAUACUAUCUGUAUGUAAGUAUUUUGAAGGGUACUAAUCGGAGAGGUUUUGUUUAUAAUUUUCUGAACCUUUGCCACAUGCGGGACCACUGAGUUGGGUUGUUUUGGCACAUAUUUCAGCGCAUUGCAAUAACUAUGAUAUACGGUGAACUCGUUCUAUCUGACCGUUGCCACGAGAAACUCCCGUUGCUGUCAACAAGUUCUGUAUACCCUCUUUGAUGCAAUAAUCGUUUCCUAAUCCAUGUACAACUUUUGCCAAUCCAGUUGACUUUUUCGGGUACAAUUCAACAAGCUUCGAAAUCACGUCUAUUGUUACUAAAAGGUAGUUGUAUUGUUUACUGAACUCGGUUAAUGGACCUUAGUGGUUUAUAUGCUAGGUUCCUCACUGUUCUUCAGACUUAUAGAGUGGAGUCAAAAGUCCCUUCUUCGUAUCUGCGAUAAUACCUUUAAUGCUUGCUUAAAUUAAACUAAAGUUCCAGUUAGAAGAAUUUAAUUUACCAGUGAGCUGUUCGGUUACUUUGGAGAUCGCGUAACAAUUGGAUUUGGUAUAUGUAUGAUCACUAUCUGAUACACUGUUGGACUGUAAAACACUCAGUGCAGUAGGCAUUAUGUACAUAUAAUAGUUAAUAAUAGUUUUGUAUGAGAAUUUAGUUACACAAAGUGCAUUAGACAUUCAUUGUUCUCUAUUAAGUUCCUAUACCUACAAUGUUAGUGUGGCUAACAGUUUAACUCAGAUUGCUAUGCUCUCUUCUCUCUAAAUAUGAAUAAAAGUCAAUUCCUCACAAUAUAUUACCUUAGUUGAGUAAAAAGCGUUGUGUUGUAUUUUAGUAAAGUUAUUAUAAAAAUGUGUACGCUGAAAUACAUUGUGGUGGCACUGUGGAUCUUAACGAAUGUUACAAAUUCCGUGGAAUCCGCAAAAAUACUUGCUGUUUUUCCUUUUCCGGGUCCUUCGCAGUAUAUAUGUGUGCAGUCGUACUUGAAGACACUGGCGAUACGCGGACAUGAAAUCACUUCGGUUUCGGCGUUUCCGCAAAAACCACCCUUGAAAAACUUUCGUGAUAUAACGAUACAUAUAGAGCAAUCUCAUCAUGAUGAGUCAGUAACCAACGCGAUAGAGCAAAUGUCAGUUGGUAAAUUGGCUGAGAUGCAAUUAGUUAAGGAAUAUACGGCAUUGACUUCCUUGUUAGUAUUUACUAAUGAGAACUUCCAACAAUUAUUGCACUCUGACGAACAAUUCGAUCUCAUCAUUAUCGAAGUAUUCUAUCAAGAUGCACUUUACGCAUUGGGAAAACAUUUCAAAGCGCCUGUGAUUGGUGUCUCCACAUUUGGCGCAGAUGUUGCGAUCGACCAGUUGGUGGAUAAUGUUUCUCCAGUAGCAUAUGUACCAUCGCCUAGCGGAACAAAUUUGGAUGUAAUGAAUUUCUGGCAACGCUUAGAUAAUUUAUAUACUAACACCAUGGAGCUUCUGUUUACAUAUUUAGUAAUAAUACCGGAACAACAACGGUACUAUGAAAAAUAUUUUCCCAAUGCGACUCUGCGUUUAACAGAUGUACGUAGGGACUUUUCUCUUUUGCUGCUCAAUCAACAUUAUUCGUUCAGUUGGCCGCGUCCACUGGUGCCGAAUGCAAUCGAGGUGGCUGGUAUGCAUAUUGAUCACAAGCCGAAGAAACUACCAACGGACAUGGAAGCUUUUAUUAAUGCCUCGUCCAGAGGAACUAUCUACUUCUCCUUAGGGUCGAACAUAAAGAGCGCAUUAUUGCCGAAACAAAAAUUGCAAGAGAUUAUGAACGCAUUUGCUUCGUUACCCGUGAACGUGUUGUGGAAAUUCGAGAAGACAGAUCUGGCGGGUAAACCGAAGAAUGUCUUCAUAAACAAAUGGUUUCCACAAUCGGACGUACUUGCCCAUCCUAAAGUAAAAUUGUUCGUUACACAUGGUGGUAUGCACAGUCUGAUAGAGUCGGUACAUCAUGGCAAACCGAUUGUUGGCACCCCAGUCUUUUACGAUCAAUAUUUAAAUGUUGAAAAGACCGUUCAUAAAGGUUUCGGUGUUGCAGUAAACUUCCGAAAUUUCACCAGCACCGAGCUGCGCGAUGCCAUUCUAGAGGUGUUGAACAAUCCCAAGUACACCGAAAGAGCGCAAGAGAUCUCUGCUAGUUUCCAUGAUCGACCUAUGAAACCGCUCGAUGCAGCAAUCUAUUGGACUGAGUAUGUGCUAAGACAUAAGGGUGCACCACAAUUGCGUGUAGCUGCACGUCACUUGAAUUUUUUACAGCGCCAUAGUGUGGAUACAAUGGCUGUGUUGUUUGGUAUUCCAUUGUUGUUGGCUAUAUUUAUAAUCCGCGGAGUUUUUCAAGUGCUGGCGGCAAUAUUUAGAAGCAACGAUAAUGCGCAUAAGAAGCGAAAACGUGAUUAAUAAGUUGUUGAACAGAAUUAUAUUGAACGUAUGUAUAUGUUAAGUGCUGUUAUUUCAAAUACUACUCUUAAGAGAAGGCAUGACUAUGUAAUUUGGAUUGCAGGGUAGCUUUUUCUCUGAGAUGUUAUAUAUAUAGUAUAAAUAUAAGUAUACGAAUAGAGUAUAAAGAAAUUUGCCGUUGCCUUUAAAGUUAUUUCGAUAUCGAUUAUAAGCUUACUUAUAUAAAUGAUUUGAUACUUCUAUUUAGUGUUAAGGAUUAUUUAGCACCAAAGUAUAACUGUAACAGAACAUUGAUUGCAAUUGAUAUAAUUCACAAUUUAAAAUAAUAAAUGUUCAGACAGUCUACAGUUCAUUUGAAAUAUAAUUCAGGUGUUCGCUCUAUCUGACAUGGACGUUA